CUUCUGUGGUUGGAGUCUGGUUUCAGCUGCAGCAGGGAUGGAGUCAAAAAGAAAACAUGAGGACGAAGAUCAGGAGCAGAUUUCUCCAAAGAAAGUCCUAGUCAGUGAAGAUAAACUUCUUAGUUUCUUUCGAUGGUGCAGGGAAACUAAUUUGCGUGUUAGUUCGAAGGUUUUGGUCACGAAGUCUGGCUCUAGUGCCAAUUAUGGGAUGGUGGCUACAGAAGAUAUUCCUGAAGGGAAGUGCUUGUUUGAAAUCCCACGUUCAUUACUACUGUCUCCACAGACUUGUGCAAUAGCACAGCUGCUAGAAUCAGAAUCGUCUUCCAUUGAAAGUCAGAGUGGCUGGGUUCCCCUUUUGCUGGCUCUUAUGUAUGAGUACACAAACCCACAGUCCAAAUGGAAGCCUUAUCUGGAGCUGGUCCCAGAGUUUGAAGAACUACACUUGCCAAUGUUUUGGGAGAGGUCUGAAAUGGAGCAAGAGUUGAGGGGAACUGGUGUAAUAAAGAAUGUGGACAGAGAUUUGGAGUUCAUUGAAAAGGAGUUCAGUGGCAUAGUACUGCCAUUUGUGAAAAAGCAUGAAGAUGUGUUCCCGGCACUUUGUCAGGACUUUGAGUUCUAUAAGAAGAUGGUUGCAUUUGUAAUGGCCUAUAGUUUUACUGAACCAGUUAAAUCUAAUGAAAAUGGCAAUGAAGAUGAGGAAAAUGGAAAUGAUGAAGAUGAAGAUGAAGAUGCAGAGAAAAAAUCCCCUCCUAUGAUGGUCCCUAUGGCAGAUAUCCUGAAUCAUGUAGCCAAAAACAAUGCUCAUUUGUCAUUUGACAAAGACUGCUUGAGAAUGGUAUCCACCAAACCAAUUAGAGAGGGAGAAGAAGUGUUCAACACAUAUGGUCAGUUGGCAAACUGGCAGCUGCUUCAUAUGUAUGGGUUUGCAGAACCAUAUCCAAAUAACAACUAUGACACAGUGGACCUUCCACUACAAAUUCUGUAUGAUGUUGCAAAGCAAGGUAAAGAUGAAGAAGAUCUCCAGCUCCUCACUGAGAAAUGGCAAGUGCUGCAGGAUAUGUCUGUGGUGGUUGAUGAUGCAGCCAUCAUUUUAGGGACUUCUGGGAUACUCACAGAGGAGGAAGCAUAUCAAACCUUGAAGGUCCUUUGCAUGAAUAAAGAGGAAUUUGCUGCAUUAAAAGAAAACAUUGGAUGGAUGGAAGUAGAUGAUGAUAUAUCAUUGAAGAACAGUGAUAUCUCAAAACUUCCAAAAGAGUGGCUGGAAAUACUGGCUAGGGCAGCUAAAGAGGUGCUGAAACUGUAUCACUCCAGCAUGAAGGAGGAUGAGCUGUUGCUGAAACUGGAGAAUUUUGAAAACCUGACGCCCAGGCAACAGUACUCCUUAUACGUUAGAUAUGGACAGAGAAAACUACUCCAGAAUUUAUUGAAUCUCUGCAGUCAGCAGCCUGUAAAUUGAAAGUUUUUUUUAGUAUAUUUCAGAUAUAAUCAUAGAACACUAUCUUAGCUUGUGUUGAUAGAUAGGUUGGUUGUAAACUAAAAACCAAAAUCACACAAACUUUUACUAAGUGUUAGACAGUUAUACUUUUGUAUAUUUGCCAGUGCAUUUUAUAUUUAUUUAUUUAUUUAUUUAUUUAUUUAUUUAUUUAUUUAUUUAAAUACACUUUGUAUAUUUUUUCUGUGUAGAAGAUCCAAACCAUUCCUUAUUUUAAUAUAUCACAUUUUAAGAUGAAAUUUAUAUUGUCACCUUUGUUACUUCCUGAUACUGAAGAUUUGACUCCAGUCAAACUGAAAGGACAUUUCAAAUACGUCCAGUAACAUUCUACCUCAAAAUAUUACCGGUGAGGUGAAUUUUUAUCACCACAUAUAUUUCUGUAUUCAUUUGUAUUUUGGUAUUAAUGAUGGCCAGGUUUAGCCAAUUUGUCGCUGUUUAUUCAUGCAAUGUAAAAUGCUGAUAAGGAAAACAUAGUUUGUAGAUAUUCAAUAAAGUCAUCCUUUUCCAUGCAGUGUUACCACCCCCUCCCCUCUUGCUCUAACAAAGUUGGAGGGAGCAUAUUUUAAACAGGUGUUGGUCUGUCUAUUUGCAGAUGCAGUCCUGUCUAGUCAAAUCCUUCAGAUUCCAAUCACUUUCAGUGAAAUAUGCUUGAAGACCUUGAUAUGUAUUUGCACACCAACAUAGACAUUGAGCUCUCUCUGGUGGGGAAAUGCCCUCUGCCUGUGUUUCACAAACUUCUGAACAAAAUAUGUCAACUAAUAAAUUUGGCACUUGAAGUCUUGUGUUAGUUUAGAAAUGUGUCAUCUUGGUCUCAUUUUAAUGUCUUAAUGAAUAACCCCCCACCCCCCACCCCCCCCAAAAAAUAGUUUUUUAUAUAUAGUGGAUAGUUUUUCUACUGAUCAAUUUUAGUAUAAGUGCAGUGUAAAUUAUUGUUCAGAAAGGGUUUCAUGAUUGGCUGUCUCUCCCACAAGAUAAAACCACCAGAUUACUAACAUAGCACAGUCUUCUUAUUAACUUGUGCACUGAUGUUAGCUAUGCUAGUAUUUUUGGCUGAAGUAAAACACAUUCACAAAUGUAUAUUUAUAAAUUUUAGAAUUAUUAGAAAGAUGAGCUCAUGCAGGCAAGAUGUUACUUUACAGUGAACUACCAUUGGCACUAGUCAGAUUGAACUGCAAGUGUUAAAUAUUAUUCCUUUUACAGAGGAGAUUAAGUCCAAUAAAUUUUAGCAGUGAUUGUGUAAUAAAACUAGCUGUAUUUAUAUUAACCUACAUAUUUACAUACAGGUAUGUUUACAUAAACAUAGUGUUUUGUUGUUCAUAAUGAUGAAAUUCUGCUGUUUUCUUAGGUCAUAUGUAUAUAAUGAUGGUAACUUAGUUUAACUUACUGAUUUUGGUUCCUAUGCAUAUAGGGCUAGCAACUUUACAUUUUAGGUUGAAACAUUUCAGUUUAAAUCUUUUUUUAUGUAUUAAAUGUACUUGGAUGUCUUA
Molecule: messenger RNA, 2979 nt
Organism: Lingula anatina
Lineage: Eukaryota; Metazoa; Brachiopoda; Lingulata; Lingulida; Lingulidae
Product: N-lysine methyltransferase setd6
Biological process (GO): peptidyl-lysine monomethylation
Cellular component (GO): nucleus
Molecular function (GO): protein binding; protein-lysine N-methyltransferase activity
Source: RefSeq, a predicted model, not a curated record